Colossoma macropomum (tambaqui) is the source of this 4330-nucleotide messenger RNA. It is a transcript of the gene lmod1a, whose product is annotated as leiomodin-1. Gene Ontology annotation, cellular component: myofibril; striated muscle thin filament. Gene Ontology annotation, biological process: pointed-end actin filament capping; myofibril assembly; muscle contraction. Gene Ontology annotation, molecular function: tropomyosin binding. The record is from RefSeq and is a predicted model, not a curated record. Bases 113 to 2623 code for a protein of 836 amino acids. Lineage: Eukaryota; Metazoa; Chordata; Actinopteri; Characiformes; Serrasalmidae. The transcript is spliced from 3 exons.
UCAGCGCCUCAGAGAAGACUCAGAGCGGAGAGUCUGGCGGUGGUUAUGUGAGCUCUGACACACCGAGUCACUCCUGAGAAGACUAAGCAAUCAUAAAAGAGACUUUCCCGUCAUGUCGAGGAGGACCCCGGAUCCUCAGGUGAGCGAGGACGCGGACAUUGAGCGCCUGCUGGCCACCCUCUCACCCGACGAGGUGGAGGAGUUGGAGCGGGAGAUGCUUCUCAUAGACCCAGACCCAAACGUGCCGGUGGGUCUCAGGCAGAAGAACCAGACGGAGAAGCAGCCCACCAGGGGUUAUGACCGAGAGGCCAUGCUGGACUACUGCGAGCGGGAGACGAAGAAGCUCAUCGAGAGGGAACUGUCGUUUGAGGGGGAGUCGAAGGGUGAAGGCCGCAGACGGAACCGGCUCAGAAGGAUGAGGAGCAGAGAGCAGCGAAGCUUCUCCAGGUCGCGAAGCCGCGAGGCAUCAGACUUGGAUGAGGCAGUGAAUGGAAAGGAAAAGAGUCAAGAAGAAAAACCCGUGGACAAAAAUUUCAAGCCUGAAGAGAAGAUAAGAGAAGAUGGCUUCAAAGAGUCUAACAAAAAUGCAGAAUUUCUUGAAAAGGAGAAAGAAAAAGAGAAGAUGGAUGAAGGGAAGAUAAAAAGAGAAGCAGAAAAUGAAAAAGAAAAACAAAAGGAAGCCUCUAAGAAAGAGCGAAGUAGCAGCAAGACUUUGGACCUAAUCUCCAAGCUACAAGAGAAAAAAGAAGAUAGCAGAGAGAAGGAGAAAAAGGACGAGAGCAAGAGGGGAGAAAACUCAAGAACCAAGGGUUUAAUAUCCAAGCUACAGGGGAAUCAAGAAGCAGAAGCCAGAGGGACGAAAGAAAAAGAGAAGGAUGUGGAGAAAAGAGGAGAGAGUAGAACAAAAGGCCUAGUAUCCAAGCUGGAGGAGCCAAAGAGCCAAACAGAAGCCAGCAGAGUGGGAGAAAGGAGGAGCAGGCAGAAAGACAUGGAAAACCGUGUGGUGGAAGAAAAGAAGGAAAGGGAACAGGAGAAGAACAAUGAGAAAAGGAGACUGUUUUCUCAGAGAGAUACAACCAAAACAGGGAUAGAGAAGGAGAGAGAGAAAGAGCAUGAGAAGUUGGAAGGGAGAGAGAAAGAGCGAGACAGAUGGAAGGAGAGAAAGAAAGAGCCGGAGAGAGAGAAAGAGACAGCGAAAGAGCGAGAGCGAGGGAAAGAUAAGGAUAAAGAAGUAUUGAGAAAAGCUGAAACUCACUACAGAGGGAAAGAGACAGCGAAAGAGCGAGGGAAAGAUAAGGAUAAAGAAGUAGUGAAAGAAGCUGAAACUCAAUACAGAGAGAAAGAGACAGUGAAAGAGCGAGAGCGAGGGAAAGAUAAGGAUAAAGAAGUAGUGAGAAAAGCUGAAACUCAAUACAGAGAGAACUGUGCUAGUGGAGACGACCAGUCUAUGAAAACUGAGGAUGAUGAUGAGGAUGACGACGAAGAGGAUUAUUUGGACAGCGAUACUGGUUCCAGUAUGUUUGAUGACCUCUUGGAGCAGGUCCGCAGUGAUGACCCUGAGCUCACUGAACUCAACAUCAACAACUCAGAUGUUAUUAAAACAGACACACUGAUCCAGUUUGCUGAGGGACUUCGCAGCAACACUCAUAUUAAAACGUUCGCACUCGCUAACACAAGAGCAGACGAUCAUGUAGCCUUUGCCAUUGCCAGUACCUUACGAAACAACUCUACGUUGACUGAAAUCAAUCUGGAUUCCAACCAUCUCACCGGCAAAGGCAUUCUAGCUAUCAUCGAGUCUGUGCAGCACAACACUACACUCACACAGCUUCGCUUUCACAACCAGAGACACAUCUGUGGAGGGAAGACAGAGAUGGAGAUGGCUAAGAUUCUACGGGAAAAUACUUCAUUACUCAAGCUGGGGUAUCACUUUGAGCUAGCUGGGCCGAGGAUGACCAUGACCAACAUCCUGAGUCGUAAUAUGGACCGACAGCGUCAGAAACGUUUAGAAGCACAACGACUCGCCAAACAGGAAACUGAAUCUAAGCCAGCUCCACCUAGUGGAGAGAAAAAGAAGGAGGUUUUACUUGAAACACCCAAGCUUAAAGGAAUACCGAAGCCCAACCAUGUUGAGAAGAAGGAAUCCAUAUUAGCAAAAGUUUCCAAAUUUAACAAUCCUGCCACAGCCCCCACAGCCAAGCCCUCACCUAGCCCCCUGUCCUCUAAUACUCCAGGUAAGAAAGGUAGAAUCACAAAGGAGCCAAGCCCAGGACUUCCACCUCCCCCUGCUCCCCCUGCUCCCCCUGCACCCCCUUGCUCCAGCACUGGAUGUUCAGGCCCUGCGGAGGUCGCUGACCCCUGUCUCAAAUCGCAAACAAGACAGCAGCAGAGUCUCAGGCCGUGGAACAGAGAAAAGCUCCAGAGAUCAGCUGCUGGACUCCAUCAGGAACAGCAGCAUGAAUACACUCAAAAAGGUCGAGAUUCCAAAGCGUCUGAGGUAGCAGCUGGCAGGAAAAAGAAGAGGAUUGAGACAGCUCUAAUGGAAGUCUUAUGGAAAGCCAACAACGCAUUUGACUUUUGGAGGCCGACAGCAGUCCUGUCAAAGAGCUUUUGUGCAUCAGGGUGAUGCUCAUAGACUGCUGUACACUAAUCAGUUGAAUCCUGAAUGCUCUGACAGACGACUCUGUGCACUUCAAAGAUAAUUUUACAGCUCAUUCAGGGGUGUGCCUCUUCAGGACCUUCUGAAUGACGAACUUUUUUGGAAGUUUUCUCAAGUUAAAAAAAAUAAUGAAGAAUUCUUUUGAAGGAAGGAAUGUGUAGUGUAUAGGCUUUAUACUCAGCACACAUUGCCUGUAAAUCAUGUUUUGAUUUGUUGUAUUUGUGCAUUGUGUGAAUUUUAUGGAACUGUGCACUUGACAGAUCACAAAGUUUGUUUGAAUAUUUAUUUAUGUCUUAAUAUGAAAAAGAAAAUUUUCUGAAAAGAGAAAAGAAGCAGCCAUUAUGGGACUGAAUUCAUAUAUUUCUGAGCAAGAACAGAAGCAGCAUUAAAACAAUAAUACUGACAUUUUAAUACUACACAGCUUUCAUACCACUGACACCAUAGCAACCCCACUUUCCGUGCUUCUGUUUGUUACAGUGCUGUCCCACAACAAAGAUAUAUGCAGCUAAAAAUAAUCAAAGUGCCUUACAAAUUAUAAAAUAAUUCAUAUAUCUUCAUCACCAUUCUUGUUUACAGUAUUUGCAGUAAUAACAUCAUAUUUUGGUUCAUUUUAAUUAUGCCUUAUGCAUCAAAGUGUCAAAAUACUCUAACUUUAUGACACUUGUAAUACAUAUAUGGCACUGUGCAGGAUACUGUUCAACCUAACGUUUUCAUCCUUCUCUACUUUUUGCUUCCAUUUUUUAUGACAAUGAGUUUUGGCCAAAACAUGAGAUUCCGUCAAAAAGUGAGACUAUACUAAAAAACAAGUCUUAUCCAAAACUGAGCAUGAAGCUACUACAUAUAAUCCUGACAGAUAUACUAUCUUUGCAAAAUUGCACAGUUUACGUGAUUUACUUAGCACUUAAAAAGAUGUGGUACCACCUGCAAUGCAGAAGGGAUUAAAAAACCAUCACGCAUCUUUUUGACAAAUUGGGCAGCAUUAAGAGCUGAAAUGAUUAAAUUAUAUAUUUGCUCUUAUCACAGGAUCACGUAUCACAUUCAUUGCUAUUAGCACUGUAUACUUCAGACAGUUUCCCUACUCCAACACCUCUAAUUUACAUCAGGAAUGGACUUACGUGAUGAGCUAAUGAGAUUUUUUAGAGCAGAAAUAAAAGAGGAUUGUUAGUGUUAUUGUCAUUAUUACACAAUAUGCUGAGGAAGCAUUCACUUCCUUUGUAAAAUACAAAUAGAAAUGGACAUAUGUACAAAUAAAGCAAUAAAAUUUGAAUAAUGAAUUCCACGCUGGUCUAGUGCUGGUCUGAUGCAGGUUUAGCUGGUCAACCAGUAUAGUUAUGCUGGUUGACCAGCAUACCAGCAUCCAAAACAAAACAUUGGCUGGUUUUGCAGGUGACCAACCGUGCUGGUCUAUGCUGGGUUUUCUAGCAGGGCAGUUAACGUACAGUUAGACCCGGAGUGUUAUUUGUCUCGGGAAGUCAAAGUGUAAUAGUUGUGGUUAGCUAACUUCUUAGCUGUGGCAAAACAUAAAGAGUUGACAUGCUUCCAGAAACAUACAGUCAAUUUAGGCCCAAUCCCAUUUCUUCUUUUUACCUAUACCCUUUGUUCUCGAGUGUCACCCUAGUUGUUGAAAUCUUGCCCUACGAAAUGGGACAACCCUCAAAUUAAAAUAAAAAAAAA